Macadamia integrifolia is the source of this 2414-nucleotide messenger RNA. Its product is annotated as calmodulin-binding receptor-like cytoplasmic kinase 3. Gene Ontology annotation, molecular function: ATP binding; protein kinase activity. The transcript is spliced from 7 exons. Lineage: Eukaryota; Viridiplantae; Streptophyta; Magnoliopsida; Proteales; Proteaceae. The record is from RefSeq and is a predicted model, not a curated record. Gene Ontology annotation, biological process: protein phosphorylation. Bases 638 to 2215 code for a protein of 525 amino acids.
GGGCCGUCAUUUUAACGGUCAACCACGGAUGAUUUUGAAAUUUCUGCAGAAGAGCCAGCGAGGAGUUACAUAAGCCCACCAUCGCGGUGGGUCUUUGCUUUCUUGCAUGCUUCCUUCAAUGGCUACUUCUUUAACUUCAAACUAAUUCCUUCGUUUCUUCUUCCCCCAACUAGCUCCGCACAAGUCAGACGACCGUAACCAGGUUGAUUCUCUUCCUCUGAGUUAUAAAUUUAAUUCGUUGCAAACAAAUCUCGACUUCUCUGUUACUGCUUAUUCCUAUGUGGGUUCGAGAAAGUUAGCUUCUUGAACCCUUGAAUUGUCUAAGAGCGCCUUUUGGGGUGUCAUUUCUGCUGGUGUCUGGGUUUCUUUCUUGAUUUCUUCAACUGGGUAUUAGGGUGUCGAAGAAUUGGGUCUUACUAGUGGCGGUGACUGCAGUUACGUGGAUUUUUUUCGCACUGGUACCCUAAAUUCUAGUUUUUUCCAUGUGGGUUUUUGGAUUUGUAGUUUUCUGCCUAUUGGGUUCGCUUCCUGGUUAAUUCGGUGAAUUGGUGCAGAUGAUUAUGGUUGAGUUUCGUUAAAUUAAUCGUUUCUUGAGUCUGAACACGGAGAUGGUUCUGCUAUGUUUCAUAGCUAAAAAAUGGAGUAUGAAUGCAUUGGUCCAUUGAGAAUGUUUUUAGUUAUAUUGGGCCUAUUGUUUUUACUACAGUUUCCUGGAAGCUGUGUAUCCGAAUCAGUAAAUUGGUCAAAGGUCUGUGGAGUUGAUGAAUUUACCUAUAGGAGAUAUUUAGGCGAUGAGUUGUUUUUCAUAAAUGGGAACAGAGUAGACAAAUUUUCUUUCUGCAAGACUGUUGAAUUCUACUACAGAGAUCUGGAUAUGGGUCAGGAAGAAUGGGGAGGAUUUGCAAGGAACUGCUGUGGUUUGGAGAUUUACUCAGUGCAGUUGCCUCAAAGGAGAGGGAGAAAAUUGCUGCGUGAAUUGGGAACUAAUCGAUCUACCUUCCGUAUGCUUGGUCAAAGAAGUGAUCAAUUAGAAAAGAACCGUGUUCAUAAUUCUUGGGUGGCGCCUAAGAACGUUGCCAUGGUUGCAUCAGGAUUGUUGCUUCUAUGUUGCAGUUUCCUCUGUGCUCGUGGCUCUCUUUUAAAAAAGAAAGAGACAACCGACACUGUCCCUCCAAAGGAACUGAGUUCAAUGGAUUCAGUUUCUUCAUUAGGAAUGAAUUCUGCACCUGAAAAGGUUCCUCCGAGUCCACUACGAGUGCCACUCAGUCCUCUAUUGGGGAUGCACCCACAAUUGGACAGAAUUGGAUCAGUGCAUCUCAAUAUGAAUCAGGUGGUCAAAGCCACUCACAAUUUCUCCCCAUCGCUAAAGAUAGGUGAAGGAGGAUUUGGAACUGUCUAUAGAGCCGAGUUGCAAGAUGGUCAGGUUGUUGCUGUUAAACGAGCAAAGAAGGAACGCUUCGGGAAUUCACAAACGGAAUUCAGCAGUGAAGUUGAACUGCUGGCUAAAAUUGAACAUCGGAAUCUGGUUAGACUACUUGGUUAUUUUGACAGAGGGAAUGAACGCAUUAUUAUUACUGAGUAUCUUCCGAAUGGCACUCUUAGGGAGCAUCUGGAUGGUAAGCGUGGAAAAAUCUUGGACUUUAAUCAGCGGCUGGAAAUUUCCAUUGAUGUUGCUCAUGGCCUCACUUACCUUCAUCUAUAUGCAGAGAAGCCAGUAAUUCACCGGGACGUGAAAUCAUCCAACAUUCUACUGACAGACAGCUACAGAGCCAAGGUGGCUGAUUUCGGGUUUGCACGACUUGGUCCAAUGGAUAAUGACCAGACACAUAUAUCAACCAAAGUGAAGGGGACUGCAGGUUACCUUGAUCCACAAUACAUGAUGACCUAUCAACUCACCCCUAAGAGUGAUGUGUAUUCAUUUGGAAUUUUGCUUAUUGAAAUUAUUACUGGUCGUCGGCCAAUGGAGUUGAAGGGACCUGCUGAUGAAAGGGUCACUGUCAGAUGGGCUUUCAAGAAGUGUGAAGAGGGAAAUGUGGUGGAGCUUGUAGAUCCUUUGAUGAAGGAAGUGGUACCUGUAAAGAUACUAGUGAAAAUGUUCAGUUUGGCAUUCCAGUGUGCUGCACCUACACGGUCUGAUCGGCCAGAUAUGAAAGAAGUGAGCGAGCAAUUGUGGGGAAUAAGAAUGGACUUUCUUAGGAGUGUCAAACACGUGUAGUAGUAAGGGUAAAUUCAGAUUAAUUUCCUUUUUUAACUCCAUGGUUUGUAAUCUAUAAUCACCCUCGUCUUCAUUCUUCCAUUUUCAAUUCUAGAUCAUGGUUGAUGUUUUGUGUCUAUUUCCAGCCUGGAGUGAAGCCCUUAGAAUUUAGUGAGACUUUGAAAUCAAGAGGAAUAUAGAGAAGCAUUGUGUAUACCAA